AUGAAUCCGACCUCCUUCAUUCAUGGCUUGUCCAUUGCUUCACUCGAACGUCCUUAUGGCUUUGAUCUGUGGCCCAUAUUCGACAGCGCCUUUGAGGCUGUCGUGGGCUACUCAGCCAACAGCUUCCGGUUCGUUGAAGGUCAGACACCUUUAUCUUCACUGAAGGAGACCUCCGCCAUCCUUGUUCUAUACUAUACAGUUGUCCUGGGAGGACGAGCCCUUAUGAGCCAACGAGACCCACUGCAAUUGAAAAGGCUUUUUUUGAUCCACAACCUCUUCCUCAGUAUCAUCAGUGCCAUCCUUCUGGCGCUUUUUCUGGAACAGAUAGUGCCAACAAUUGCGGAGAGUGGACUGCGCUGUGCCAUUUGCAAUCUUGAGGGUGGUUGGACCCAGCCCAUGGUUGUACUGUACUAUAUGAAUUACCUGAUUAAAUACUUCGAGCUCUUGGACACGGUCUACUUGGUUUUGAUGAAGAAGCCUCUCACUUUCCUUCAUUGCUACCAUCACGGCGCAACCGUCUUCCUAUGCUAUACUCAGUUGAUCGGAACUACGGCUAUCUCCUGGGUUGUAAUUACCCUGAACCUGGCUGUCCAUAUUGUCAUGUAUUGGUACUAUUUCCAGGCUGCGCGAGGUAUCCGCAUUUGGUGGAAAGCAUGGGUGACUCGAGGCCAGAUCCUUCAAUUCGUGAUUGCGUUGGGCUUCAUCUCCUACGGUUCUUUCUUUGUAUAUUUCCCUCAGUACGGCUCAUGUGUCGGGGCAGUGCUGGCAACGGCCACCGGAGACGUUGUGAUCAGCUCGUACCUGGUGUUGUUUGUGUUAUUCUAUCUGGAUACAUAUCGGAAAGACGGCAAAGGGCCUAGUGCCCGCAUAGCUGUACGACAUAUCUCCCAGGCACCAAUUUCGGAGCCCCAUCUGGUUGUGGCUGCUAUGUCCAGUGGGCACGAUAGCCGAAUCGAGACGGGAUUUCCUGGUAACGGUGCCCGAGCACGGACAGUGUACUAA
Aspergillus saccharolyticus JOP 1030-1 is the source of this 1002-nucleotide messenger RNA. RefSeq names its product elongation of very long chain fatty acids protein. Gene Ontology annotation, cellular component: endoplasmic reticulum membrane. Gene Ontology annotation, molecular function: fatty acid elongase activity. The record is from RefSeq and is a predicted model, not a curated record. The transcript is spliced from 4 exons. Bases 1 to 1002 code for a protein of 333 amino acids. Gene Ontology annotation, biological process: very long-chain fatty acid biosynthetic process; fatty acid elongation, saturated fatty acid; fatty acid elongation, polyunsaturated fatty acid. NCBI's taxonomy places the organism in Eukaryota, Fungi, Ascomycota, Eurotiomycetes, Eurotiales, Aspergillaceae.